Messenger RNA from Anguilla anguilla (European eel), 4080 nucleotides. Its product is annotated as G-protein coupled receptor 84-like. The coding region runs from base 341 to 1561 and encodes 406 amino acids. Gene Ontology annotation, molecular function: G protein-coupled receptor activity. Gene Ontology annotation, cellular component: membrane. NCBI's taxonomy places the organism in Eukaryota, Metazoa, Chordata, Actinopteri, Anguilliformes, Anguillidae. The transcript is spliced from 2 exons. Gene Ontology annotation, biological process: G protein-coupled receptor signaling pathway. The record is from RefSeq and is a predicted model, not a curated record.
UCCACCGAACAGAUUAAUAUUCCCCGCCUAUACAAAAUCUGUUCAUCUUCUAUAAUAAUUUUUUAAACGAAGCAUGAAUCAUGUGUAGACCAAUCAACCUGUUGCUUUUAGUCUGUAGAACAAGACAAGAACUGUAAGAUGACGUAGAUGCGCUAUUCAGCUUGGUUCGGAGCACAAAGCCACAAAAGAAGGGUCUGACGUGACUCGCAUGGUUAGCUAACUAAUGACGCAAAAUGUUGUACUUAAAUCGAAUGGAGAAUACUCAGCCCAUAUGGUUAACUUAAUGUAGUUCAUCAAAUAUCCCGUUAUUAUGUAGGUCAAUGGAAAUGAUAAGAGUGCAAUGGACAUCGCCUUUGGAAAGAAUGGAACCGCAACUAUCAUUGGGGUACCAGUGAACACCCUGCUGCUUUCCUUCAAUUGUUUAGUUUUGGCCUUCACCUUUAUCGUAGGGGUUCCGGGGAAUUUACUGGUGGGUUUGGUUGUGUACAGGAAGAAAACUUUACAGACCGCUAAUAACGCGCUUCUGGUUAAUCUUGCCACCAAUGACUUGCUGAAAUGCCUUCUGGAUACUCCUGUGUUUUUCCUCUCCCUUCUUUGGGGCGAAAGGCAUUUGGACGUGGGCGAGCGGCUGUGCUGCCUUCAGCAGUUCACAUAUUCCCUCAGCAGCUGCGUUCAGAUACUGACCCUCGUCAUAAUAAGCGUGGAGAGGUUUCAAGCCAUCGCCUUUCCCUUCGAGACGGAAAAGAGGAAAGCACGAAUUAAAGUUUGGAUGCUGCUCAUCUGGGCUUUCGGACUGAGUUUAGCCAUUCUCUCGGUGACUCUGUCCAAAGAAGCUCUGUUUUACAUGAUGUGCCGACACAUACGGGUGGAAUCCAGAGUCCACUCUGACCCAUUCGGAACUUACGUAUUGAUUCCCGUUUGGGGCUCCUCCCUAGCUUUGAUCAUUGUCCAUUACCUGCGGAUUUUUGCGGUCGUGAGGCAGCACACGAAUAAAAUUUUCGACAACGGGAUACAAUUCCGAUCCUCUGUAGCUAGACAUGUUUCGGACUGGCCAACGGUCACACUUUCAGCACCUGGGACACGUGAAAUACAGCCCACGACGAGCGCGAGCGAGAUCACCGAAAACCCCGACCACACCGGUGGCUCAGUGAAUGCUGCCUCCCGUACCGUCUCUGGCGACCGCAAACAAUCGAUCAGCAGUGCAAAUAAAGCGCCUGAAAUUGUUGGAGCCAUAUGCAUCUUAACCCCCAUAGCCAGGGAACUCGGCAAGAAGAGACUGGAGGGAAAACUGGCAAAGCGUUUUGGCUAUAUCAUUAUCGCGUUCAUCCUCUUCUGGGUCCCUAUGGUUGUUAUCCUACUACUGAAUGUCAUCGUGGAGAACGAUGCGAACACCGCCUGCAGUCGGGUCUUGCUAGAGCUAGAGACCUGUGCCAUGGUGGUCACCUGCAUUCCUGCAGCCCUGAACCCACUCCUCUACACGGCUGUUAACCAUCAGUUUCGCACGGAGUUCAGCAAAGUCCUGUCCACAGCCUGGACCUGCAGGCACAGCCCGAAGAGCUGAGGACCAAUCAGAGGACCCAACACAUCUAACACAGAGGACCACACAGGACCCAGCACAUCUAACACAGAGCACCCAACACAUCUAACACAGAGGACCCAACACAUCUAACACAGAGGACCCAGCACAUCUAACACAGAGCACCCAACACAUCUAACACAAAGGACCACACAGGACCCAACACAUCAAACACACAGGACCCAGCACAUCUAACACAGAGGAUCAUACAGGACCCAGCACAUCUAUCACAGAGGAUCAUCUACGACCCAGCACAUCUAACACAGAGGAUCAUCUACGACCCAGCACAUCUAACACAGAGGAUCACACAUGACCCAGCACAUCUAACACAGAGGACCCAGCACAUCUAACACAGAGGAUCACACAUGACCCAGCACAUCUAUCACAGAGGACCACACAGGACCCAGCACAUCUAACACAGAGGAUCAUACAGGACCCAGCACAUCUAACACAGAGGACCCAGCACAUCUAACACACAGGACCCAACACAUCUAACACACAGGACCCAACACAUCUAACACAGAGGACCCAACACAUCUAACACAGAGGAUCAUACAGGACCCAGCACAUCUAACACAGAGGACCCAGCACAUCUAACACAGAGGACCCAACACAUCUAACACAGAGGCCCCAACACAUCUAACACAGAGGACCCAACACAUCUAACACAGAGGAUCAUACAGGACCCAGCACAUCUAACACAGAGGAUCAUACAGGACCCAGCACAUCUAACACAGAGGACCACACAGGACCCAGCACAUUUAACACAGAGGACCCAGCACAUCUAUCACAGAGGACCACACAGGACCCAACACAUCUAACACACAGGACCCAACACAUCUAACACAAAGGACCCAACACAUCUAACACAGAGGAUCAUACAGGACCCAGCACAUCUAACACAGAGGACCCAGCACAUCUAACACAGAGGACCCAGCACAUCUAACACAGAGGACCCAACACAUCUAACACAGAGGACCACACAGGACCCAACACAUCUAACACACAGGACCCAACACAUCUAACACAGAGGACCCAACACAUCUAACACAGAGGACCCAACACAUCUAACACAGAGGAUCAUACAGGACCCAGCACAUCUAACACAGAGGACCACACAGGACCCAACACAUCUAACACACAGGACCCAACACAUCUAACACAGAGGACCCAACACAUCUAACACAGAGGACCCAACACAUCUAACACAGAGGAUCAUACAGGACCCAGCACAUCUAACACAGAGGAUCACACAGGACCCAGCAGAUCUAACACAGAGGAUCACACAUGACCCAGCAGAUCUAACACAGAGGAUCACACAUGACCCAGCAGAUCUAACACAGAGGAUCACACAGGACCCAGCAGAUCUAACACAGAGGAUCACACAUGACCCAGCACAUCUAACACAGAGGAUCACACAGGACCCAGCACAUCUAACACAGAGGAUCACACAUGACCCAGCAGAUCUAACACAGAGGAUCACACAUGACCCAGCAGAUCUAACACAGAGGAUCACACAGGACCCAGCAGAUCUAACACAGAGGAUCACACAUGACCCAGCACAUCUAACACAGAGGACCACACAGGACCCAACACACCUAACACAGAGGACCACACAGGACCCAGCAUAUCUAACACUGAGGAUCAUAUAUGACCCAGCACAUCUAACACAGAGGACCACACAGGACCCAGCACAUGUGACACAGAGGACCCAGCACAUCUAACACUGAGGACCACACAGGACCCAACACAUCUAACACACAGGAUCACACAUGACCCAGCAGAUCUAACACACAGGAUCACACAUGACCCAGCAGAUCUAACACAGAGGAUCACACAGGACCCAGCAGAUAAAGGCCAUGCCUUUAGCCCCCACAGCAGUUCUUAUUGUUGAUAUUGUACAUUCAGUGCUUUCAGUCUUUGACAUUUGAGAUGUUCUAAACAACCCAAUCAUUGUAAAAAAAUAUUUCUUUCUUCGUUUUGUGUAAAGUUGUUUGUUCAUUCUGUAGCUCUAAGACAUUUUAGACUGCCCUCCAGUGGCCAACAUGGAACAUGGAAAAUACUGUACUGCUUAGAUAACAUUGUAUGGUGUGUAAUUACUGCAUGGUAGUCCAUGUGUUUAAGUGUUUGGCUGAACUUGUAAUAUAUAAACCAUGUCUAUAUUGUUACUUUUGUACAACAUAUUUUAUGUGUGUAUAGGUUGUUGUGAAACCUAAGUAUCAUUGGUAUUAAUAAUGCUGUUUGGUAUUUCUAGAUUGGCCCCAUAUAUAUAGUGGAGCAGAUCUUUUGAAAAAAACUACAAACUAUCACAGUAAGUUUUAAAAUGAUAUAAAACUGCUUGGGCAAAGAGAUAGAUAGCUUGUGGUCUUGCAAUUCAAAAUUAUGCCCAGUGGUAUCAGGUUAUUCAUGGAUUCAAACUGAAAAUGCUGGUGGGAAUGAAUAAUUCAGCAAGACAUUCUUACAAAAACCAGUACAUGCAAAUAAACUGCAGUCUCUUUUCCAAA